Messenger RNA from Rasamsonia emersonii CBS 393.64, 618 nucleotides. RefSeq lists its product as uncharacterized. Bases 1 to 618 code for a protein of 205 amino acids. The transcript has 3 exons. Lineage: Eukaryota; Fungi; Ascomycota; Eurotiomycetes; Eurotiales; Trichocomaceae. The record is from RefSeq and is a predicted model, not a curated record.
AUGCAGUUCUCUCACGCUCUCAUUGCCCUCGUUGCGGCGGGCCUUGCCAACGCCCAAUUCCCUAACCUCCCUUCGUGCUCGCUCAACUGUCUCGUGACUGCUAUCGAGAGCGACGGAUGCUCUGGCCUGACCGACUUUGCUUGCCACUGCCAGAAGCCGGGUCUCGUCAGCGAGGUCACUCCUUGCGUGCAAAAGGCUUGCUCUGAGGCCGACCAGUCUGUCGUCUCCUCUGUCGUCGUCUCGGAGUGCUCUGCUGCUGGCCACCCCAUCUCUGUGCCGCCGCCUGUGGGCAGUGGUUCGACCACGACCACCGCCGCAGCGGGCUCUGGCAGCAUCACUACCACCGCGGCUGGGGAUAGCUCUACUUCUUCGACCUCUGCGUCGGCGACUGGCUCGACUCCGGCCGCUUCUUCGACCCCUGCCGCCUCGUCGUCGUCCGUCCCCGCGAGCACCCCGGCGACUUCUCCUUCGGCGACUGGUUCGUCCAACUCGACCGUUCCUAGCGGCAGCCGCAGCGCCACUGCCACCCCGCCAGUCUUCACUGGUGCUGCUUCCAACGUCGUGAGCAACAUGGGCGGUGUUGCCGCCAUGGCUGCUGCUGUGGCCUACUUCCUGUAA